Messenger RNA from Erinaceus europaeus (western European hedgehog), 2141 nucleotides. It is a transcript of the gene PTGR2, whose product is annotated as prostaglandin reductase 2. The transcript has 11 exons. Gene Ontology annotation, biological process: prostaglandin metabolic process. NCBI's taxonomy places the organism in Eukaryota, Metazoa, Chordata, Mammalia, Eulipotyphla, Erinaceidae. The record is from RefSeq and is a predicted model, not a curated record. Bases 410 to 1474 code for a protein of 354 amino acids. Gene Ontology annotation, molecular function: 15-oxoprostaglandin 13-reductase [NAD(P)+] activity.
CAGGUCUGGGAGUGCGGGAGCAGCAGGAGUGGCUUAGGGUGUGGGGCGUCGAGGAGGGCGAGCAGCCUCAGUUGUGUGCUAGGUGCCCCGGUGACGUCUGCGCCACCAGUUUAUUGCUAGAGGGUGGGAAUGAAUCACUAAGCACAGGAGACACAAACCCCACCUAACCUCUGGGCUCCAGGCAUGGGGAAGUCAGUUUGAAUGUCUGGACUGACCAAAGGAGUGGUAGUGGGAGCCUUAAAGAAAGGCCACUGUUCGCUCUGAUUUCUGGUCUUGGGGAUUAGGCCCGCAACCUCAAAGCCUCAGGCAUGAAUCUUUUGCAUAACCACUGUGCUGUCUCUUUGACAUCUGACUAAGAUGGAGUUACCUUAUACAGAAUUCACUGUGAGCCUACUACGCAAACAAGGCAAUGAUUAUACACAGAGUGGUGUUAAAUUCCCGACCUGGAAAAAAUGGUAAUCCAGUAGCAGAAAAUUUUCGAGUGGAAGAAGUAAGUUUACCGGAUGCUAUCAAUGAAGGACAAGUUAAAGUCAGAACUCUGUAUCUUUCCGUGGAUCCGUACAUGCGUUGUAGGAUGAAUGAAGACACUGGGAGUGAUUAUCUAACACCCUGGCAGCUGUCUCAAGUGACUGAUGGUGGAGGUAUUGGGCUGGUGGAAGAGAGCAAACAUGCAAAUUUUACUAAAGGCAAUUUUGUGACUUCUUUCUAUUGGCCCUGGCAAACCAAGGCAAUUCUGGAUGGAAAUAUUCUUGAAAAGGUGGACCCAAACCUUGUGGAUGGACACCUUUCUUACUUUCUUGGAGCUAUAGGUAUGCCUGGUGUGACUUCCUUGGUUGGGAUACAGGAAAAAGGUCAUAUCGUUGCUGGAGCUAAUCAGACAAUGGUUGUUAGUGGAGCUGCUGGUGCUUGUGGAUCCUUGGCUGGACAGAUUGGCCACUUGCUAGGUUGUUCCAGAGUGGUGGGAAUUUGUGGAACACAUGAGAAGUGCCUGUUUUUGACCUCAGAACUGGGCUUUGAUGCUGCGGUUAAUUAUAAAAAAGGGCCUGUGGCAGAACAGCUCCAUGACGUGUGCCCAGCUGGAGUGGAUGUUUACUUUGACAAUGUUGGUGGGGACAUCAGUAAUACAGUCAUAAGGCAGAUGAAUCAGAACAGUCAUAUUAUCCUCUGUGGUCAAAUUUCUCAGUACAACAAAGAUGUGCCUUACCCUCCUCCACUACCCCCUGAUAUCGAAGCAAUCAGGAAAGAAAGAAACAUCACAAGAGAAAGAUUUAUGGUGUUGAAUUAUAAGGACAAAUUUGCAUCUAGCACUCUGCAGCUGAGUCAGUGGUUUAAAGAAGGAAAGCUAAAGAUCAAAGAAUCUGUGAUAAAUGGAUUGGAAAACAUGGGAGUUGCAUUCCAGUCUAUGAUGACAGGCGGUAACACUGGAAAGCAAAUAGUCUGCAUUUCAGAAGACACCUCUUUGCAAUCUCCAUAAAAAUCUUCAUUAAAGGAAAUACAUAUUUCCACUUUGCAAGAUACAUUUAGUAAACCUCAGUAUGCAGAUAGUUUUUAACUAAAAUGUGAUCACAGGUGAUAUUUUUUUAACUGCACAACCUAAUUCUUUCCUACACUGAACAUGACUUACAGUGAUAGAAGUCAACAUUCUUUUGCUAAAACUAAUACUACAUAUAUUUUGUUAGAUACUAUGAAACCACUGGACAUUCUUUUUUUAGAUAGUGAGAGACACAGAGAGGAGAGCUACAAAAGCACUGCUUCACUGCUCCACAGUGCAUGGGCCUCCCAUGGAGUGGCCAGGAGGCUCCAAACUGAACCACAUAGGAAAGUGCACUAUUGGCUUUUGCCUAUUGGCUUUCUCCCGGCCCUCUGCAUAUGCUUAUUCUAUAUCAGUAGACACACACUGUCAAAUGGUUGUAAAGAUUUCAAAGGCAAGGAGAUGUGAACAUUGCUUGUAGUUUGAGGUGAUGAAUAUGCUUUAGACAGUAAAGACAGCUGAAGAAAAUGUUAAGACUGACAUGCCUAAGGCUCUGCGGUCCCAGGUUUACUCCCCAGCACCAUCAUAAGUUGAUUAGUGCUCUGGGGUCUCUUUCUAUCUGUAUCUCUCUUUCAUUAAACAAUAAUUAAAUAAAAUAUUUCAUUAAAAA